This is a messenger RNA of Oncorhynchus gorbuscha (pink salmon), 2241 nucleotides long. RefSeq names its product nascent polypeptide-associated complex subunit alpha, muscle-specific form-like. The record is from RefSeq and is a predicted model, not a curated record. The transcript is spliced from 4 exons. Gene Ontology annotation, molecular function: zinc ion binding; nucleic acid binding. Lineage: Eukaryota; Metazoa; Chordata; Actinopteri; Salmoniformes; Salmonidae. The annotation marks the transcript as partial.
AUGGCGUUGCCGCGUGGCGACGGAAGUUUGAUUGACAGUUCCGCCUCACCCCGCGAGGACCCGUCUCACCCCGCGAGGGCCCUUCUCACCCCGCGAGGACCCGUCUCACCCCGCGAGGACCCGUCUCACCCCGCGAGGACCGUCUCACCCCGUGAGGACCGUCUCACCCCGCGAGGACCCGUCUCACCCCGCGAGGACCCGUCUCACCCCGCGAGGACCCGUCUCACCCCGCGAGGACCCGUCUCACCCCGCGAGGACCCGUCUCACCCCGCGAGGACCGUCUCACCCCGCGAGGACCGUCUCACCCCGCGAGGACCCGUCUCACCCCGCGAGGACCCGUCUCACCCCGCGAGGACCGUCUCACCCCGCGAGGGCCCUUCUCACCCCGCGAGGGCCCUUCUCACCCCGCGAGGGCCCGUCUCACCCCGCGAGGACCGUCUCACCCCGCGAGGACCGUCUCCCCCGAGGGCCCUCUCACCGUCUCACCCCGCGAGGGCCCGUCUCACCCCGCGAGGACCCGCCUCACCCCGCGAGGACCCGUCUCACCCCGCGAGUACCGUCUCACCCCGCGAGGGCCCUUCUCACCCCGCGAGGACCCGUCUCACCCCGCGAGGACCGUCUCACCCCGCGAGGGCCCCCGCAGGGGCCUCACCCCGCGAGGGCCCGUCUCACCCCGCGAGGGUCUCACCUCACCCACCCCGAGGGCCGUCUCAGGGCCCGUCUCACCCCGCGAGGGCCCGCCCGUCUCACCCCGCGAGGACCCUCACCCCGCCCCGCCCCUCACCCCGCGAGGACCCGCCUCACCCCGCGAGGACCGUCUCUCCCCGAGGACCGCUCACCCCGCGAGGACCGCCUCACCCCGCGAGGACCGCCUCACCCCGCCUCACCCCGCGGACCGUCUCACCCCGCGAGGACCCGUCUCACCCCGCGAGGACCGUCUCACCCCGCGAGGACCGUCUCACCCCGCGAGGGCCCGUCUCACCUCUCACCCCGCGAGGGCCCGUCUCACCCCGCGAGGGCCCGUCUCACCCCGCGAGGGUCCGUCUCACCCUGCGAGGGCCGUCUCACCCCAUGAGGGCCGCUCAGAUCGUGAACCGGCGUGGGGGCGGUCCUCGGGGGAAGCGGGUGGCGAACCGUUACUAUACCGACAAGAACGUCACCUGUCACAGCUGUAAGAGGACUGGACACCUCUCCAAGAGCUGCCCUACGCCCCCGAUCAGACACACGUCUGUGUCAGCAUUAAGACCACAGCGCCCCCAUCUGGCCACAGGGGACACAGCACCCCCAUCAGGCCACAGGAGGCACAGCACCCCCAUCAGGCCACAGGAGGCACAGCACCCCCAUCAGGCCACAGGAGGCACAUCGCCCCCAUCAGGCCACAGGAGGCACAGCGCCCCAUCAGGCCCCACAGGGGACACAGCACCCCCAUCAGGCCACAGGGGACACAGCACCCCCAUCAGGCCACAGGAGACACAGCACCCCUAUCAGGCCCCACAGGAGGCACAGCACCCCCAUCAGGCCACAGGAGGCACAGCACCCCCAUCAGGCCACAGGGGACACAGCACCCCCAUCAGGCCACAGGAGAAACAGCACCCCCAUCAGGCCACAGGAGGCACAGCACCCCCAUCAGGCCACAGGAGGCACAUCGCCCCCAUCAGGCCACAGGAGGCACAGUGCCCCCAUCAGGCCCCACAGGGGACACAGCACCCCCAUCAGGCCACAGGGGACACAGCACCCCCAUCAGGCCACAGGAGACACAGCGCCCCCAUCAGGCCACAGGAGACACAGCACCCCCAUCAGGCCACAGGGGACACAGCACCCCCAUCAGGCCACAGGAGGCACAGCACCCCCAUCAGGCCCCACAGGAGGCACAGCACCCCCAUCAGGCCACAGGAGGCACAGCGCCCCCAUCAGACCACAGGAGCCACAGCGCCCCCAUCAGGCCACAGGAGACACAGCACCCCCAUCAGGCCACAGGGGACACAGCACCCCCAUCAGGCCACAGGAGGCACAGCGCCCCCAUCAGGCCACUGGAGACACAGCACCCCCAUCAGGCACAGCGCCCCCUUCAGGCCACUGGAGACACAGCACCCCCAUCAGGAACAGCGCCCCCAUCAGGCCACUGGAGGCACAGCACCCCCAUCAGGCACAGCGCCCCCAUCAGGCCACAGGAGGCACAGCACCCCCAUCAGGGCACUGGAGGCACAGCACCCCCAUCAGGCCACAGGGGACACAGCACCA